Molecule: messenger RNA, 10740 nt
Organism: Harpegnathos saltator (Jerdon's jumping ant)
Lineage: Eukaryota; Metazoa; Arthropoda; Insecta; Hymenoptera; Formicidae
Product: fibrillin-2
Exons: 42
Coding region: 1146-9734 (2862 amino acids)
Molecular function (GO): calcium ion binding
Source: RefSeq, a predicted model, not a curated record
CGCGCCGAGUCCCGUCGCGGCGCAUCCUUUCGGGGUCCGUCUCCCUUUAAGACCGAUCUGUCUUGAACGGGCCGAAGGAUUUGAUCACCGAGCGAGCCGUCGGAAAAUCGGAAGUCGUCAAGGUGCUCGGGAAUCGCGAUGAAAUUGGAUCGCUUAUGUUAAUUUUCGAUUGGUGACGUGGGAUUUUUCAUUGAGACCUUUACGUUGCUGCCUCCUGGAUAUUCCACCGAAGCGCUACUGUUCAACGAAGUCGAAACACCACGAAGAAAUGAGCCUUAUAAAACUUCGUCUUUCGAAAGCUUCUCUCCCACGCUGAUAAAACUAAUUAUCAACAAACUAAUUAACAGACUCCGAAAUUCAAUUGGAAUCGUCGUAUGCGAGAAAUAGGCUCGUGUUAAAUGAAUUUAAUCCACAUGCGGAAAACGACAAGCAUCGAUCUUCGAGUAGUAUUUCGAAUCCAAUGAACAGUAACGCACAUUACUUCGUAUUAUCGAAACGCAGCGGAUAGUUACAAAAGAGAACCCAGACUUCGAGGAAGAGUUCAAAGUUCCGAAUCUUUUAAAACGACACGACCACACACGUCCGUGAUCUUUUCUAAUUUUAUAUGUUUUUUCCUAAGAAAGGAGGCGUCAAGAUAUACAUGCUACUCGCUGCCACAUCAUCGAUAGAUAUAUCACAGAUUAUUCGCGGCGCGAACCAAGGAGAUCACUAGAUCAAGUGAUAGAUCCGGAUCGAGACACGACCUGAAGAACGCUGACUCGAGCGAACGAUUUUUCGAGGGUGAUCUUUGAUCUCGCAGCUCCCGGCUCGUUCAUGCGUGAUCGCGCGCGAAAUAGAAGAUCACAGCCGGACACAAUUAAUCGCGAUAUGUGCAAUCGCCGAUCGGCCCACGCGUGUGUCGCAGAUCUGUUAGCGCGAAGUUAUUUAUGAGCUCGUGUUAGUUAUGGAAUAACGCUAAACCGCCGAAGGUACAUAAGCAGACGGUGGAAUGAUCGCGGCGACUUGGAAAAAUCCCUCGAGAUCGAUCAAGGAUCAUGCGUGUUAGAUGCGCGAGUAUCGGCAAACCUGCGAGCUAAGAGGACAACCCAGGACAAUCGAAGGAGAAAUCGGAUCAGGGACACGAGGCUGCGAGUUCUUUAUGCAGGAUGUCUGCAUUGUUAUUAGCAGCCUGGAUCAUCCUGGCAUGUCGCUUUGUUCAGGAUGGCGUAGCGACGGGGCAACGUUACACUCCGAGUCCUACCCAAGACUUGGACAACACCCUGCAAUCAGUGGCACCCCUCGGGCCGAACGUCUGCAGAUCGAGGUAUAAAAACUACUGCUGUCCAGGAUGGACGAAGAAACCGGAGACAGGACUGUGCGUUAUACCAAUUUGCACGAGACGCUGCGGUCCUCUAGGAAGAUGCAUAAAGCCCAACAUCUGCUUAUGCGAAGGUGACAUUGUCGCUUCUACUUGUACCGGCGGACAAAGCAAAGUCACCACCCACGAGAUCGGAAGUGGCAGUGAACGCGGCGACCGGGGUGAGAACGGCUGCAAGGUUCAUUGUAUGAAUGGAAAUUGCGUUGAUGGUCGUUGCCAAUGUCGUAGCGGAUUUCAGGGGGAGUUUUGCAACGAACCUAUUUGUCGGGAACCCUGCCAGAACCAAGGAAGAUGCAUCGGUUCGGAUCGGUGUGCUUGCAUCUACGGAUACACCGGGAGACGUUGCGAGACCGAUUACAGGACCGGACCCUGCUACACCAAAGUGAAAAACGGGCAGUGCUUGGCCAACCUGCAAGGGGUAGUUUGUACACGGCAGCUGUGCUGCGCCACUGUGGGCAAGGGCUGGGGUCACCCUUGCGAGAGGUGUCCAGUUAGAAUGGACUGUGAAUUAGGUUACUUGAAGACCAAUCAGGGUCAAUGCGUCGAUAUCAACGAGUGCGAAGCAAUUCCCGGAUUGUGCCAAGGUGGAAAGUGCCUAAACACUCCUGGCUCGUUCACUUGCGAGUGUCCUCCGGGACAAGCGAGGGAUCCCGAGACCAACGAGUGCAAGGAUAAGGACGAGUGUCAAGAGGAAGGCAUCUGCGCCGAUGGUCGAUGCAUAAACACUAACGGUGGCUAUUACUGCCAUUGCAAUCCGGGAUUUAUACAAAGCCAAGACCGCAAAUAUUGCAUCGACGGCAGACAGGGAUUGUGUUACACGACGGUGAAUCGUAACGGACAGUGUAAGAAUCGACUGGCGAUGAGACUGAGCAAGAAGGAUUGCUGUUGCGGCAAGAACAUGGGCCGGGGCUGGGGCGACGAAUGCUUCAUCUGUCCUAAUCCUGGCAGCGAUGAUUACAACAGGCUUUGCUCGCAACUGCAGUUUUUCACCGAGGUGAACGAGUGCGCGCUGCGACCGGACAUCUGCGGCGACGGGCACUGCAUCGACACCAAAGAGGGUUACGAGUGCGAGUGCUACCCGGGAUUCACGAGAAAGCCCGGUGGUAGAUGCGAAGACGUGGACGAGUGCCAAUUAGGUUAUUGUCAAGGUGGGACCUGUCGCAAUUAUCCCGGCAGCUUCGCCUGCGACUGUCCACCCGGCUUCGUCGUGUCCGGCGAAGGCAGAUACUGCACCGAUCACGACGAGUGCCAAGACACAGGAAUGUGCACAAAUGGACGUUGCAUCAACAUGAACGGAUCCUUCAAAUGCAAAUGCAAUGACGGUUAUACCCUGUCACCGUCGAAGAAUACCUGCGUAGAUAUCAACGAGUGCCUGGACAAUCCGAGAAUCUGUCUAAACGGCCGUUGUGAGAACACACCAGGAUCCUAUCACUGUAUCUGCCAAUCGGGCUUUACUCCCUCGAGAGACAACACCUUCUGCGUAGAUAUGGACGAAUGUUCUACUAGCGGCAUGUGCGAGAACGGCAAAUGCGUUAACAUGGAGGGAUCCUUCAAAUGCGUCUGCGACUCUGGCUUCAGGAUUGGUCCUGAUCUGAGUCAUUGCAUAGAUAUUGACGAGUGUCUAAGUUCACCUUGUCAAAAUGGACGUUGCAUCAACACUCCUGGUAGUUUCCGAUGUGAGUGUCAUCCGGGAUUCAACUUAGGUCCUGACGGAAGAUCCUGUCUAGAUACGAGAAGAGAUCUGUGCUAUUCGCAGUACAGAGACGGCCAAUGUUCCAACCCGACAUCCACUGCCGUAACAAAGUCCAGUUGUUGUUGCUGCACGAUAAUCUUGGGCCAGCCGAUGGGCUGGGGCAGCACUUGCCAACCCUGUCCACUUCCGGGCAGCUCGGAGUUCGAAGCUCUGUGCCCGCAUGGCGCCGGAAUGACUUACAAUGGCGAUGAUAUCAACGAGUGUGCCCAGAACCCAAACAUCUGCAUCAAUGGCGGAUGCGAGAAUCUUAUGGGGACAUAUCGUUGCAUCUGCGACAGCGGAUACGAAGUGGAUGCAACGGGGAAGAUAUGUAGCGACAUCAAUGAGUGCGAGCUGGAGGAUUCCUUAUGCAGCGGUGGUCAAUGUCGAAAUACGCCCGGCAGUUUCCAGUGCAUCUGUCCGACGGGCAUGCGGUUGAACACGCAGAAUCAAAUGUGCGAGGACGUGGACGAGUGCGAGGAGCUAGGACCAGAAGUGUGCUUCAACGGCAUAUGCAUCAACACUCUGGGAGCUUACGAGUGCGAGUGCUCGCCGGGAUACAUUCUCGACAACACCGGCCAUAUCUGCAUGGACAAUCGGAAAGGUUCCUGCUGGACCAAGAUGGUAGAUGGCCGUUGCGAGAACAAUCUACCGAAGGUAGCUUUGCGUUCGGAGUGUUGCUGUUCGGUCGGCGUGGCUUGGGGCAGCCCUUGCGAGAUCUGCGACCACUCGCUCUGCGAGUGUUCCAAGGGCUACGCCAAGGUAGACGGCAAGGGUUGCACGGACAUCAACGAGUGCGAGCUUAACAAUGGGAUCUGUAAAGGUGGCGGUACUUGCGUGAACACAGACGGCUCGUAUCGCUGCGAGUGUCCGCCUGGUCUCACUUUGGACGCAGCACAUAUCACUUGCAUCGACACGAGGCAAGAAACUUGCUUCUUAGACUAUCGUCAUGGCCAAUGCACCAAUCCCAUAGAAGGCCAUUUCCCUAAAAGCCUCUGCUGUUGCUCCGUCGGACGUGCCUGGGGGAGCGAUCGGUGCGAGCUGUGCCCUAAAAUGGGUACACAGGCCCACAUGGAACUGUGUCCUCGGGGGGAAGGCUUCACCGAGCGUCAGGAUAUCAAUGAAUGCGUCGAAUUUCCGGGCAUGUGUUUAAACGGUAGAUGCAAAAACACGAUCGGCAGUUAUAGUUGCAGAUGCAACCAAGGCUAUGCGCUCGACGAGCACGGCAUUAAGUGCAACGAUAUCGACGAAUGCGAGAUCAUGCGUGGAGUCUGCGGGAAUGGCACUUGCAGGAACAUGCCCGGCCAUUUUCAAUGUGACUGCAACCCGGGUUAUCGCAGCAGCGACAUCAUGAAGAUUUGCAUGGACAUAAACGAGUGCGAAGAGACGCCGGGAUUGUGUCGUGGCGGCACUUGCAUCAACACCGAGGGCAGCUUUAAUUGUCAGUGCCCGCCGGGGCACGAGCUGGGCCCCGACAAGCAGUCCUGCAAAGACAUAGACGAGUGCUCGAGGACCAGUGGUAUAUGCUCGAAUGGCGUCUGCGAGAAUAUGAUGGGCACUUACCAAUGUAUAUGCGACGAUGGAUACCAACAGACGGGUCUCAGAUCUCACUGCGAAGACAUCAACGAAUGUGCGAUUGGCAAUGGUGGUUGCGAAGACAUUUGUCUGAAUACUCCGGGCAGCUUCUCUUGCUCUUGCCGCACUGGCUACGCUCUAAAUCUAGACGGUCGAACUUGUCUGGAUGUAGACGAGUGCAAGGAGAACCCACGAAUAUGCAACGGAGGUAAAUGCAAAAAUACACCGGGUGGCUACAAGUGCAACUGCACGAACGGUUUGUUGCCCGGAAGAGAUAGUACGUCGUGUAUAGAUAUCGACGAGUGUGCAACGCAACUACGAAUAUGCGGAUUCGGCGAGUGCUACAACACCAUCGGCUCCUUCAAUUGCCGCUGCGAAGAAGGAUACUCGGUGAAGCCAGCGGAAGGACCUGCUUGCACCGACGACGAUGAAUGUCGGCUAAACGCUUAUUCCUGCAGUGAAUUCGCCGAGUGUCAAAACACCCAGGGCUCGUAUGUUUGCACCUGCCACGAGGGCUUCACUGGGAACGGAAUCGAGUGCUGGGAUAUUAACGAAUGCUCCACGAACAAUGGUGGCUGCGACUCUAACGCGCACUGCAUCAACACCGAGGGUUCAUUCAAGUGCGUAUGCGACGCUGGCUUUCGAGGCGACGGCCACAGCUGUAAGGACAUUGACGAGUGCGCGGAAGAUAGCACACUUUGCGAGAACGGGCACUGCCUGAAUUAUCCGGGCGCUUAUCGCUGCGAAUGCGAAAUGGGUUUCAUGCAUCCAGAUGAACACAACGAACAGGCGUGCGUAGACAUCAACGAGUGCGAAAUGUUCAGCAACCUGUGCGUCUUCGGCCACUGCGAGAAUAUUUUCGGCAUGUUCCGCUGCGAGUGUAACGAGGGUUACAAACUCGAUGGUUCCGGCGGCAAUUGCACUGACGUGGACGAGUGCGAGAGCCCGCAAUCCUGCCAAUAUGGUACCUGCAUCAACACACAGGGCAAAUAUAUCUGUCGCUGCCCACCGCACUAUGAGCUUGUGGAAGCCGGAAAUGCUUGCGUAGAUAGGCGCGAAUCGUUCUGCUUCACCGGUUUCGAGCAUGGCACCGGAAGGCCUCAAUGCAUUUUCGAAGUGGCGUCAUCGGUGACGAAGGCCACAUGUUGCUGCAGCAUUGGCAAUGCCUGGGGCAAUCGUUGCGAGGAGUGCCCGCAAGUCGGCACAAAGGAAUAUGAGCAGCUGUGUCCUAGUGGACCAGGAUACAGACCGAACCGUGUGACAGUUAUUUUAGAGGAUAUCAACGAGUGCGAAGAACACGAGAAUAUCUGUCAGAAUGGACAUUGCACCAACACGUUCGGUAGUUUCAUGUGCUCCUGCAACGAAGGUUUCAUCUUGGACGACACCAAGACCAAUUGCAUCGACAUCAACGAAUGUGCUCUGCAUCCACAUAUAUGCGGAGUAGGAUACUGCAUCAACGAUCAAGGGAAAUAUCAUUGCGAGUGUCCCGAAGGAUACAUGGCGAUGCCAGGAGGAAAGGAAUGCGUUGACAUGAGGAAAGAGUCCUGCUAUCUCACCUACGAAGCCGGACUGUGUCUUAAUCCCAUGGUGCAACCACAAACCAAAAUGUUGUGCUGCUGUUCAAUGGGUGCUGCAUGGGGCAGCAAUUGCGAGAAGUGUCCAGGCGAGCGAACUCGUGAGCACGAGAUUCUGUGCGGACUGGUGCCAGGCCAGAUCAUGAACCCAAUCACGAACCACUCCGAAGAAAUCGACGAAUGCGCCCUGAUGCCGACGAUGUGCACCCACGGCCGAUGCAUGAAUACACCUGGUAGUUUUGAGUGCCAGUGCGAUCGAGGCUACAUUUACGAUCAAGAUUCGCACCAAUGUAUUGAUGAAAACGAAUGCCUGCAGGUACCGAAUCCCUGCAGCGGCAAUGCACAGUGCCGCAAUCAUCAGGGCUACUUCGAGUGCGUGUGUCCAGCCGGUUAUAAACUCGGCCUCAGCCAACACGAUUGCGUCGACAUCGACGAGUGUUACGAGCGACCGGGUAUCUGCAACAACGGUGCAUGCAACAAUCUGCAAGGUGGCUUCCAGUGCGUCUGUCAUUCCGGAUUCUCGCUGACUCGCGACAGAGACAAUUGCGUCGACAUUGAUGAGUGCCAGCGUAAUCCAAAUAUAUGCAACAACGGGACCUGUAUCAACACCUUGGGCUCCUACAAGUGCCAAUGCUAUCAAGGAUUUAAGCUUAGUCCUAACAAUGAUUGCGCGGAUAUUAAUGAGUGUCGAAUAAUGCCGUUCUUAUGCCGCAACGGUCGAUGCCGAAACACGAUUGGCGGUUUCAUUUGCGAGUGUGCGGACGGUUACGUAUUGGCGCAAGAUGGCCAACACUGCCGCGACAUUGAUGAAUGCCACGAGAUACCGGGAUUAUGUCCAUCGCCAGGAAAAUGUCAAAAUCUAAUGGGAUCGUACAUAUGUUCUUGUCCACCGGGUUACGAAUUAGACCAUACAAGAAAAAAAUGCGUCGAUGUGGACGAAUGCGUGGAAACGAGAGACAUCUGCGAGAACGGUCGAUGCAUCAACACGGAAGGCGGCGUAAUUUGCGAAUGUCCAGUCGGGUAUCAAUUGAGCGACAAGCCGAACUCGAUGAGGUGCAUCGACGUGAGACAGGAACAGUGUUACGACACAUACAGACGAGGCCAAUGUACCAGUCCACGAGAAGGCGGUGUAACAAGGAAACACUGUUGCUGCACGAUGGGCAAGGCUUGGGGACGUUACUGCGAGGCAUGCCCACCGGAGAAUAGCGAGGAAUUCAAGAGAUUAUGCCCGGAAGGACCAGGCAGGGACGACACUGGGAUUGACUUGAACGAGUGCCUGUUCAUGCCGGAUGCCUGUUCCGGAGGCGAAUGCAUCAACACAGAUGGCUCAUUCCGAUGCGAGUGCCCAACGGGAUACGUGUUGGAUGACACCGGGAGACGGUGCGUGGACAACAAUGAAUGUUUAAGUGUCCAGAACAUCUGCGGUAACGGCACUUGCCGCAACAUCGACGGUGGCUUUGAGUGUUCGUGCAACGAUGGAUUCGCGCCGGGUGCUAACCAAGUCUGCGAAGACGUGAACGAGUGCCUGGAGCUAGGCAAUCAGUGCGCUUUCAGGUGCCACAAUGCGCCAGGCUCGUUCCGUUGCAUCUGCCCGUAUGGCUACACGUUAGCUCCUGACGGCCGCCAUUGCAUAGACGUCGACGAGUGCGUCACACCGGCAAACGACUGUAGAUUCCAGUGCAAGAAUCUGAUUGGUACUUUCAUGUGCAUUUGUCCGCCUGGGUAUCAGAAGAUAGGAACGGUGGACGAGUGUAAGGAUAUCAACGAAUGCGCUAUCAACUCUGGUCUCUGUCAACAUGGGCGUUGCGUUAACUCGGAAGGGAGUUACCAUUGCCUCUGCUACGACGGUUUCGAGCAAAGUCUGGAUGGAAAGUCGUGUAUUGAUCGUAGAGUCGGCUAUUGUUUCCUACAAACGAUCGGUGGCAGAUGUACCGCUAGGACCUCAGAACUACGCACAGUUACGAAGGCAGACUGUUGCUGCACCAUGGGAGCGGCAUGGGGUCCGCAUUGCGAGAUCUGCCCGUCCCGAGACUCCGACAAUUACAACGAGCUUUGUCUGGAUAAAGGAUUCUCUGUGGACGGUCAAGAUAUCGACGAGUGCAAGACCAUACCCGAUCUUUGCAGGAAUGGUCAGUGCAUCAACACCCUCGGUUCCUACAGGUGCAUCUGCAACAAGGGCUACAAAGCCGACAAGUCUGGUAUUCACUGCAUCGACAUCAACGAGUGCGAAUUGACGCCGAAACCGUGCAAAUACAAUUGCCAGAACACCGAAGGCAGCUUCAUCUGUUCAUGUCCGUCAGGUUUCAUUUUGAACCCCGACGGUAUCAGCUGCAGGGAUCUGGACGAGUGCGCGACUGGGAAUCACUUGUGCCAACAAAAUUGCAUAAACACUCCGGGGAGCUACGCUUGCGGCUGCCAAGAGGGCUACAACCAGCAAGGAGACGCGUGCCAUGAUAUUAACGAAUGUGAUCAGCCAGGAAUUUGCCCAAAACCCGGCAAAUGUAUCAACACUCUGGGCAGCUUCCAAUGCAUCUGCCCCAGAGGCUUCAAGCUCGAUCAUACGGGAAGAUUUUGUACGGAUCAUAACGAGUGUGCUGACGACGCCAACUGUGAGCAUGGCUGCCAGAACUUUAUGGGUAAUUACCGCUGCGGCUGUCCGGAAGGCUUCAUUCAACAUCUCUAUUACAAUCAGUGUAUCGAUGAAAACGAAUGCAACCUGUCGCCUUGUGGGGAUAGCACAUGCAUUAACACGAUCGGCAGUUAUAAGUGCGGUUGCCCUGAUGGCUACCAGUUUGACAACAAUUUGGCAAUUUGCGUGCAGGUGAGUGCCGGAUGUCUAGGCAGUCCUUGCGCGUUCGGAUGCACUCCCAACGGAGCCAGCGGAUUUAUUUGUGGCUGUCCUACUGGUUAUCAGCGAAUUGGACAGGGUCAUUGUCUGUCUACUAUCAACCCGUUAUCUCAAGGACGAUACGGCGAAGAAAUCGGCAACGUGCCAACCUUUCAGAUCAACCCUGACCCUUAUCACAUACCACCGGCUGACGAUAAGAUAAUUUCCACGGAGGGGUGCUUCUCAUGCAAGGUAAACGGACGACACAGAAGGAAUACUAAAAACAGGUCGGCAGACAAUGAAAUGAGAAUGAAGAGAAGCGAGAUGAUGAAGAAACGUCGAAAUGCUAAGGCGAAAAGACAUCAUCACGGAACGGAACAUGUUCUCAGAGUCAACUUGCGUCAGACAAGGCAUCGCACGCGGAUUAUCAAGCUGCAAUCUGCCAUCAAGGAUGAAGAGAUGAACUACACCAUUGUACGGGGCAACAACGACGGUCACUUUGAGAUCGUCAGGGAACGUGGUAUUUCCGCUUUGCACUUCCGGCAUCGGCUGAAAAAUCCGAACGAGUUUCACAUAGUGAUUCACGGUCGUCCGAAGGACGAGGCGACAGCGAGCAAAGAAUGGGAGAAACCGCUAACGUUCAGAGUCCAUCUGAUAGUCGUAGAAUGAAAAAAACAAAAGUCACGGAAAAGAAUCGAGGACAAUUGGAUUCCGUGAGAGGACACUGCCCUAUACUGCGUUACGCUUCUUCUUAGUCAAUUUUUACGGAAUUAUUUCGAGCUGUGGCGAAGUAUUAAAAGUACCGGAAACAUCAACGUUCCAGGAGAGCCGCGAGAAACACAGAGUGGUCCGUAAGAUUCGAGGACUGAUCAUUAAGCACGAGUCCUUGGACAAUUGGAGAUCUGUCUUAACGGAAGAACGCAGGAUCACUGCAUGCCGCGACUUCUUGCGUUUACUCGCGCACAAAUUGCCUCAUUUAACUGCCAGAUAAUAGAUAUUCUAUCCGCAAGCAAUAACGAUUUCUUACGACCGCGAACUUGCGACAUCUGCGAAACUUUUACACUGCCAACGUGCCUACCAAGUGCCUUACUUGUUUUUCUUUCCUCGACGGUUUAUAUUUACUCGUUUGUAUCAACACGCGCGCGCGUAUCGAGAUAAUAUUCACCUAAGUUUUCUCAUUAGCGCAAUUAACUCUCCCCGUGCAUCGAUUUAAUAUAAUAAAAAAAGAGUAAGUCGGAACGGAAGAUUCUCCGAGUGUUGUUCGCGAACGCCAACGCAUAACAGCGUUCUCUUGAUGUACUGCCUACAAUCAUUACAUAAACGCAACACGAUUAGAUUAGAGAUAACAAAGACUAGAGAUGUACAAACGCUAGAUUACUACUGUAGCUUUAAGCGAGCGAACGCCCAUGUACACAGUUAUACAUGCAAAUGUAGCUUUAUAUAUUUAUAAAUCUUAGCUCGAAAGAAAAUGUGGCACAUGCGAGUGUAGUUUCGUGCGCAAAAUGAAUACACUUUGCGCUCAAACCUCAAAGAGAAAUUUGUAUACAUAUCACCGAUCCACGUGGUUGCUUGAUGAUAACAUUUACGACAUUUCGUGCCAAUAAUAGUAAGGACAUUAGUUAUGUAUAAAACUGAAAAAUAUGCUAGAACUCGUAUAAUAAAGUUGUGAAAAGAG